Messenger RNA from Hypanus sabinus (Atlantic stingray), 1404 nucleotides. It is a transcript of the gene tmem147, whose product is annotated as transmembrane protein 147. The coding region runs from base 109 to 786 and encodes 225 amino acids. The transcript has 7 exons. Lineage: Eukaryota; Metazoa; Chordata; Chondrichthyes; Myliobatiformes; Dasyatidae. The record is from RefSeq and is a predicted model, not a curated record.
GCGGAGGGACGGUCUUUUCGGGACGGACGUACUUCGAGCGUGGCAGCUACUCGGUCGGUGUUCCCGUCCGCCUUCCGGGACGCCUGGUGGUUCCCGGCACUGCGAGUCAUGACGCUCUUCCACUUCGGCAACUGCUUCGCCCUGGCCUACUCGCCGUACUUCAUCGCCUACAAGUGCACCGGCUUGUCGGAGUACAAUGCCUUUUGGAGGUGCGUCCAAGCCGGCGCCACCUACCUGUUUGUCCAGCUGUGUAAGAUGCUGUUCCUCGCCACGUUCUUCCCCACCUGGGAUGCCUCAGUCGGUGUCUAUGACUUUGUGGGGGAGUUCAUGAAGGCAACGGUGGACCUGGCCGACCUCGUGGGCCUGCACCUGGUGAUGUCCAAGAACGCGGGCAAGGGCGAGUACAAGAUCAUGGUGGCUGCGAUGGGCUGGUCUACCGCCGAGCUGGUCAUGUCAAGGUGCAUCCCUCUCUGGGUCGGAGCCAGAGGCAUUGAGUUUGACUGGAGGUACAUUCAGAUGAGUUUGGACUCCAACAUCAGCUUGGUUCACUAUGUGGCUAUGGCGGGCCUGGUGUGGAUGUUCUCCAGAUAUGACCUACCGAAGCACUACCGCCUGCCCAUCGCCAUUCUUCUGGGGCUCAGUGUCUACAAACUCUUCCUCAUGGAGUCCGUCAUUCACAUCUUUGUGCUGGGCAGCUGGAUGGCGCUGCUGGUGAAAGCGGCCGUCACUGGCGCCGUCUCCCUCAGCGCACUUCUGCUCUACGUCAGCCUCGUACAUGGCAACUGACCUUGAUGGGUGGGGGCAGGGCCACGGUCCCCCGUCCCCACGUUCUCUCGCUCCCUCCCAUUCUCUGAAUGUCUCUCCCCAUUCCUGAUCUCCUCCUCCCUCCCUCUCGGAUUCUAGAUCUACCACCCACCUAACCAAUCAUAGAGUCCCCCCCCCCCCCCCCCACCGUUCUCCCAUCUUCCCAACCCCGGGGAAGGCUUCCAACCCCCUGUCCCAGCCCACCACCCUUCAGUUACCCCCUCACUGCAUCCCCCUUCACUCUGCUCUGAGGAGGACAGACACAGCUCCUGGGAGAACCCACCUCCAGGGUUGUGUGAACCUUCCCAGUAUGGUGGAAGGGUGAGGGAGCAGAUUUGGACUCUUUCCCCACACCUCCAAUCAUUCAUUGCUUUAGAAGCCUGACUCUAUUCCGCCUUGUGCACUGGGUGUUGCGCAAGACUGGUGGGGCUUCCCACCACGCUAUGCCCGAGGGUCUUUCCGAAGCGGAGGUUGAUCUGCUCCAAGCACAUAAGGUGCUAAACUGGUCUGAGGAGGAGGAGCUGGCAGAUUGUGGAUACAUAACUUACUGGAUGUAGCCACCAUUGUUAAUACAGUGAUUAAACAUCAAUCUUGAUCCAA